AUGCAUUUCAUUGCUACCGCUCUCUCCUUCUGCGCAGCCAUCACCUUGGUGGCUGCCGCCUCCUUCGGCAACCGUUGCGAUGUCCCUCACAGAGGCGAUGAUAUCUUUCCAAACUUCAAUCGCUACUCCGAUUGGGCCAUCUGCAAGGGUAUUAUCACAAAGCGCCGUUUCCCAAACCUCCAAGCCCCCAAUAACUGCGGCGGCUGCGUCCGUUACUACAGAGGUAUCGAUAUUACCGGUGUAGUCACGGAACUCCAUUUUUACCGGAGAGAUGGCGUUAGAACCGCCUGCGAUUGCGCCGCGAAAUGCUUGGAGAUGCCAAAUACUUGUACCAACUGGGUGUGGAAACAUACUUUCAUGAGGAAUAAAGAUGGUGGAAGAAGGUCUUGUACCAUUUAUAGCAGCCCUAACCUCCCUACUGGAGUGACUUUGAGCUAUAAUACUACUCUCAGCAAGGGUUUCCUGCCACUGCAGGCUGGUAACAACCCGCAAGGUGGGGCUCCUGCACCUUUGACAUUCUUGGAUGCGGCGAAUACCAAGCCGGAUAGGUUCGGAGUAUCUGGUUUUAUCGUGCAGGAUCAGCUUGGAAGGCAAUAUUGCUAG
This is a messenger RNA of Orbilia oligospora ATCC 24927, 603 nucleotides long. RefSeq lists its product as uncharacterized. Lineage: Eukaryota; Fungi; Ascomycota; Orbiliomycetes; Orbiliales; Orbiliaceae. The transcript has a single exon. Bases 1 to 603 code for a protein of 200 amino acids. The record is from RefSeq and is a predicted model, not a curated record.